Yamadazyma tenuis ATCC 10573 is the source of this 7356-nucleotide messenger RNA. The record is from RefSeq and is a predicted model, not a curated record. NCBI's taxonomy places the organism in Eukaryota, Fungi, Ascomycota, Pichiomycetes, Serinales, Debaryomycetaceae.
AACCUCAACUAACUUGGAUUGUUUUACUAUUCAGGCUUUUUGACCCAAAUUCGUUUACUUGAAUUGCAUUGUUUAACAACUAUCGACUUGGCAAGGUAAUUCUAGUAUAAAAUUGAUUUUACAAUGGCCAAACAAUUCAUUCCUAAAGAGGCAGAGCAGUUUCCUGAGUUGUACGGAUUGAGAAGGUCUGGCCGUGAUAGAAAACAGGCAUUAGAGGGUAUGGAUAUCGAUAAGGAUUCAGAUGGCGAUGAAGGCAACGGUGAGAAUUAUGAUUACGGUAUGGAAGAUGGCUCUCUGGAUGAUGACGACGACGAAGACGGCGAAUAUGGUGGAUCGUCCCGGAGAAAGACCAAGAAAUCCAAAUCGACUGCCAAAUCAAAGAAUACAUCAACAAGGGGCUCAACAACUCCAAAAUCGAUCACAGUGCCUCUUACAAAUGAAGUUCGGUUUUCUUCAAGAAAUAGUAGAUCCGUGAAUUACGCAGUGGAUGAAGAAGACAAUGAUGAUCUUCUAGCAUCAGGGGGUGAAGAUGAUUACGACGGUAAUGCAUAUGAAUAUUAUGACAAUGAAUCAACCGAACCUGAAGAUGCUAUUGAUUCUGUAGUGAAUCAUAAGCUUAACGAAGAUAAUGCAGAAAUCACAAAUGAGCCCAAACUUGAUUUCUUAUUUUUGAUCAAGUGGGUGGGCAUAUCUCAUUUGCAUAAUACCUGGCAUUCAUACGCUGAUUUAAAAACUUAUAAAGGGUUUAGAAAAGUCGAUAACUACAUCAAACAAUACGUGAUAAUGGUUGAAGAAUUUAAAAAUGACCCUUUCACUACGAAAGAAGACAUUGAAAGCAUGUAUAUUGAACAAGAACGGAGAUUGGAUGAACUCGAAGAGUACCGCCAUGUUGAUAGAAUUGUUGACAGUAAAAGGUUUACUGACUCUGAUGGACAGAGUAAAUUACAAUACUUUGUAAAGUGGAAGAGAUUAUACUAUGAUGGUAAUACUUGGGAAGAUGCUGAAGAGAUUGCCAAGAUCGCUCCUUCUCAUGUGAAUAAGUACCAAGCCCGACUCAACUCUAAGAUCUUGCCAAACCUUUCGGCUAAUUACCCUUCUUCUCAGCGCCCUCGGUUUGAGAAACUAGUAAAGCAACCAGUUUUCAUUAAGAAUGGUGAGUUGAGAGAUUUCCAGCUCACGGGUCUUAAUUGGAUGGCCUUCCUUUGGUCUCGUAAUGAAAAUGGUAUUUUGGCAGAUGAAAUGGGAUUAGGUAAGACUGUUCAAACAGUUGCUUUCUUAAGCUGGUUGAUCUACGCCAGAAGACAAAAUGGGCCUCAUAUAAUUGUUGUGCCACUAUCAACCAUGCCUGCUUGGCAAGAGACAUUUGAAAAGUGGGCCCCUGACUUGAACUGCAUUUACUAUGUGGGGAAUUCGGCUUCCAGACGAGUAAUAAGAGACUACGAGUUCUAUAACGACAACAACAAAUUCAAAUUCAACAUCCUUUUAACCACAUAUGAGUAUAUUCUCAAGGAUAGAAUUGAAUUAGGAGGUAUUAAAUGGCAGUUCUUAGCUGUUGAUGAAGCUCAUAGAUUGAAGAACAGUGAAAGUUCUUUAUAUGAAUCAUUAAUAUCUUUCAAAGUCACGAAUAGAUUAUUGAUUACCGGUACUCCCUUACAAAAUAAUAUCAAGGAAUUGAGUGCAUUGUGUAACUUUUUGAUGCCUGGAAAGUUCGACAUAGAGCAAGAAAUUGACUUUGAAACUCCUAAUGACGAACAGGAGCAAUACAUCAAAGACUUACAGAAGAGUAUUAUGCCAUUUAUCUUAAGAAGAUUGAAAAAGGAUGUUGAAAAGUCGUUACCUUCUAAGACAGAAAGAAUUUUGAGAGUUGAAUUAUCUGAUUUGCAAACUGAAUACUACCGUAACAUCAUUACCAAGAAUUAUUCUGCUUUGAAUACAGGGACUGGUGGCAAGAACAGUCAAAUUAGCUUGUUGAAUGUGAUGAACGAAUUAAAAAAGGCUUCAAAUCAUCCAUAUUUAUUCGAUGGAGUGGAAGACAAAGUUUUGAGAAAUUAUGGUUCUACUACAAGGGAUCUGAUUUUGAGAGGUAUGAUUAUGUCUCUGGGAAAGAUGGUUUUAUUAGAACAGCUUUUGACGAGAUUGAAGAAAGAAGGACAUAGAGUAUUAAUCUUCUCCCAAAUGGUAAGAAUCUUGGAUAUCUUGGGAGACUACUUGUCCAUCAAGGGUUACCAAUUCCAAAGACUUGAUGGUGGAGUUCCAAGUGCUCAACGAAAGAUUUCCAUUGAUCAUUUCAAUGCUCCUGGGUCCAAAGAUUUUAUCUUUUUAUUGAGUACAAGAGCUGGUGGUUUGGGUAUCAAUUUGAUGACAGCAGAUACUGUUAUUAUUUUUGAUUCCGAUUGGAAUCCACAAGCUGAUUUGCAGGCCAUGGCCCGUGCUCAUAGAAUUGGUCAGACAAAGCAUGUAAGUGUUUACAGAUUUGUUAGUAAGGACACUGUUGAAGAAGAAAUCUUAGAGAGGGCAAGAAAAAAGAUGAUAUUGGAAUAUGCAAUUAUCUCUUUAGGAAUCACGGACCCGAACAACACGAAGAAGAAGGGUGAAAACAACCCAAGUUCUAACGAGUUAAGUCAAAUCUUAAAGUUUGGUGCUGGAAAUAUGUUCAAAGAAAACGAUAACCAGAAGAAAUUGGAAGAAUUAAAUUUGGACGAAGUUUUGGACAAUGCUCAAGAUCAUGUAACUACGCCAGACUUAGGAGAAUCUAAUUUGGGCUCAGAAGAAUUCUUAAGACAGUUUGAGGUGACAGAUUAUAAGGCUGACAUAGAAUGGGAUGAUAUCAUUCCUCAAGAAGAGUUAGAAAAAUUGAAGAGUGAAGAAAAGAGAAAGGCAGACGAUGAGUUCCUACAACAGCAAAUUGAGUUGGUUUCCCGGAGAAGGGCAGCCUUUAAACAAUUAACUGAACAUGAUGAUAUUGAUGAAGAAUCCGAUGCUCCUAGUCACGACUUGAGUGAAAAGGAAGUUAGGGGUAUUUAUAGAGCUAUCUUGAAAUUGGGUGAUUUGAGUGGUAAAUGGGAUCAAUUGGUUGAAGAAGGAAGUAUUUCCAAUAAAAACCCCGUUCUCAUCAAGAACGCAUAUAACGAGAUCAUCAAUAUUUCUAAAAAAUUGGUUAAAGAGGAAGAAGCCAGAAGAGAAAAGGCCUUAAGCGAAUUAGAACUGCAAGUGACCAACAGCAAGUUAAACGAUGGUACUGCUUGGUGGAUUGCAAAGAAGAAGGAGAAGAAGGCCGUUUUAUUUGAAUAUCAAGGCGUCAAGAACAUCAAUGCCGAAUUGGUAUUGAAUAGACCAAAAGAUAUGAAAUUGCUCGACCAAUUAAUCUCAGAAGAUGCCUCUAAUUGGAGAAUCCCUAAACAACCUAAACCUGUUAACUCAUGGGACUGUGAGUGGACUAUUGAUGAUGAUUCCAAGGUAUUAGUAGGUAUUAAGAAGUUCGGCUAUGGUUCUUGGCAUCAAAUCAGAGAUGAUCCUUUAUUGGGGUUACAAAACAAGUUAUUCCUUGACAAAGAAAAGAUCGAAAAGAUAGAAAAAAGUAAAGAUGAGAAUGGAAAUGAAAUUGAAAAGAAGGUUAUGGUAAGCAGGGUUCCAGGGUCUGUUCAUUUGGGGAGAAGAAUCGAUUACCUUUUCUCCUUAUUAUACAAUACCAAUGAAAGUAAAGACAAUGGUCCUAAGCUUAAAGAAGUCAAAAAGGAAGCCAAACCAAAGAAGGAGGUAAAACCUAAAAAGAGAGUUAAAUCAGAGUCCCCCGAAGUCAAAAAGAAGAGGAGAGUUGGUGAAGGAGAUAAAGAAGGCUCAGCAUCCACUUCCGGAAAGACUGAUCAUGCCAAUGGUAGUAGCAAUGGCGCCAAAAAACAAGUCUUUGAAGGUGCCAAUAAAAAGAAGUCGAUGAAGAUAAAGCUGGAAAAACAUGAUUCUCAUGCAGACGAAGACUUGGAAUAUGAAAGUAUGGAUGAAGCUAAAUGUAAAAAGAGUUUAAAGCCAGUGUCUAAAUCGUUGAUGACUCUUCACAAGGGAUCUAAGGGUAUGGACAAACUGGUUUUCAAGAAGGUAUUGAAGGCUGAGUUACUUAAGGUGGGCGACUUUAUUGAUGAAGCCUCCAAACAAGAACCUCAGAACCCUAAAUUGAGCAAGCAUUUGUGGAGUUACGCUUCAUUAUUUUGGCCCGUCAAGGUUCCUAGUGCUAAGAUCAGGGAAAUAUAUACCAGAAUCAAGGAAGCUACGACUUCCUAGGAUCGGGCAAUUGUAUAAUUAGAUAUUAAAUCAGGACAUCAUUUACCUUUUUUAAAAAACUAGUACGCCAAUGAACUAUUUAAAUUGCCAUGAAUCCUGAUUCGAGUAUAGGUAAUUUUUAAAGAGAAAUGAUUCUACAUUGCUUACUGUCUUUUACAAAGCAAAUCGCAAUGUUAUAAUUUCUAAUAGCCAAACGAAUAUUUUUGAAAUACAAAGAAAGCAUCAAGUAGUCAAACUUUGAACAGUUUUGUAAAAACAAGAAAAGAAGCUAGAAAAGUGUAUAAAUAUCUGAGUCUUAAUAAGCCCCCCAAUAACUUACCAUUUCGGUUGCGGCCAUAUCUAGCAGAAAGCACCGUUUCCCGUCCGAUCAACUGUAGUUAAGCUGCUAAGAGCGAGACCGAGUAGUGUAGUGGGAGACCAUACGCGAAACUCUCGUGCUGCAAUCUCUUCUGUUUUUGCAACUUUUUGUUCAAGUCAGUAGUACGAAAAUGAUGCGAUCUUUAUCCUACCCUGUCUUAAUGUUACUAAUCUCUACAUCAGACUCAAAACACGUCUCUAUAUUAUUAGUUCUGCCGGGUAAGUGAAAGUACCUAUCUGUCUUUACAAGACUUGAUCUAAAUCGCGCCUGCGUGUAUACACCGGCAAAAAUUUUAGAGAAAUCAAAACCACAAAUAUCACCAAACAGGGAUAACUAAGAAAUUAGCAACAGUAUAUUUGUGAUUAUAAAAGCUGAAGACUCUUGUAGUAAUUGAACUUUUAUACUCCCAAAAUCCUAUACUACCUUUCAAACUUUUCCUAAAUUAAAAAAACUUAAAAAAAUCGGAAAAUCCACAAAAACCAAAAUCUAUAUAUACACAUAUAUUUAAAAUCCAAAUCAUGUCUUCUGACCCAACCCAAAUCCAAGAAUCCUUAGAAAAGUUGUCUUUGGACAACAAAGAACAACCCCCAAAAGAAUCCACUGAACAAUCAAAGGAAACUACCACCGAAACUUCUGCUCCAGCUAAAGAAAACCUUGGUGAAACUUCUGCUUCCUUGUACGUUGGAGAAUUGAACACCUCCGUCAACGAAGCUUUGUUGUUCGAAAUCUUCUCCCCAAUUGGUCAAGUUUCUUCCAUCAGAGUUUGCAGAGAUGCUGUCACCAAGAAGUCUCUUGGUUACGCCUACGUUAACUUCGUCAAAUUUGACGAUGGUGAACAGGCUAUUGAAGACUUGAACUACUCCUUAAUUGAAGGCAGACCUUGUAGAAUCAUGUGGUCUCAAAGAGAUCCAUCCUUGAGAAGAAAUGGUGAAGGCAACAUUUUCAUCAAGAACUUGCACCCAGCUAUUGACAACAAGGCCUUACAUGAUACCUUUUCUGCUUUCGGUAGAAUCUUGUCUUGUAAGGUUGCCACUGAUGAAUUGGGAAACUCCAAGUGUUUCGGUUUCGUCCAUUAUGAAACUGCCGAAGCUGCUGAAGCUGCUAUCGAAAACGUUAACGGUAUGUUGUUGAAUGACCGUGAGGUUUUUGUUGGUAAACACGUCAGUAAGAAAGACAGAGAAAGUAAGUUCGAGGAAAUGAAGGCUAACUUCACCAAUGUUUUCGUUAAGAACUUGGCUCCUGAAUACACUGACCAAGAAUUGAAGGAAUUGUUCUCUGCUUACGGUCCUAUCACCUCCAGUUACUUGGAAAAGGAUCUCGAAGGUAAGUCCAAGGGUUUUGGUUUCGUUAACUUCGAUAACCACAAUGACGCUGUCAAGGCUGUCGAUGAGUUGAACAACAAGGAAAUUGCCGGUCAACCAAUUUACGUUGGAAGAGCUCAAAAGAAGAGAGAAAGAAUGGAAGAAUUGAGAAGGCAAUAUGAAGCCACCAAGUUGGAAAAAUUGUCUAAGUACCAGGGUGUUAACUUGUUCAUUAAGAACUUAGAUGACACUAUUGACUCUGAAAAGUUGGAAAACGAAUUCAAGCCAUUUGGUAAUAUCACUUCUGCCAGAGUCAUGGUGGAUGAACAAGGUAAAUCCAAGGGAUUUGGUUUCGUUUGUUUCUCUUCUCCAGAGGAAGCUACUAAGGCCAUCACCGAGAUGAACCAAAGAAUGGUUGAAGGUAAGCCUUUGUAUGUUGCUUUGGCUCAAAGAAAGGAUGUCAGAAGAUCUCAAUUGGAACAACAGAUUCAAGCCAGAAACCAAAUGAGAAUGCAAAAUGCUGCUGCUGCCGCCGCCGCUGCUGGUGGUGCCAUACCAGGUCAAUUCAUGAACCCAAUGUUCUAUGGUCAACAACCAGGUUUCUUCCCUCCACCAGGUGCUAAUGGUGGAAGACCUAACGGUGCCAACGGUGCUGGUCCAAACGCUGGUCCAAACGCCAACCCUCAAAUGAUGAUGGCUGCUGCUGCUGCUGCUGCUAGAGGUGGUCAAAUCCCUCCUCCACAAGCCGGUGCCGGAUGGGGUAGACCAAAUCCUAAUGGUCAACAAAUUCCUCCAGUCUACGGUAUGCCACCAGUUUACCAAAACGGUCCUAACGGUCAACCAAGAGGUGCUCCAGCUCCAGGUAUGUACCCACCAAACGGAAGACCAACUAAGGCCAGAGAUUUGGCUGCCAUUCUCUCUUCCGUUCCACCUGAACAACAAAAGAGAAUUUUGGGUGAAGAAUUAUACCCAAAGAUUGUCAGCACCGGUAGAGCUAAUGAACCCGAAGCUGCAGGUAAGAUUACUGGUAUGAUGUUGGAUUUGGAUAACCAAGAAAUCUUGUCUCUUUUGGAAGAUGAUGAAUUGUUCAACAACCACUUUGAAGAUGCUUUGACUGCUUACGAAGAGUACAAGCAAUCCAAUGAGGAAGGUGCUCAAUAAAUAAAUUGAAGAAUUUUAGGUUUUUGGGAUUUUGAAUCUUUUUUUUUUCUUGUGAUAUUGGAUUUGUUUAUAUAUAUAUAUAUGUAUAUAUGUGAUAGUAGAAAAAAAAUUAAUAAAUGUUUGAAAUUAAUAUGAUCUUGCUAUAUCCGUCUCCCUUAAGCCUUAUUAUCGUCUCCUGACGUCAGUCUAUUGCAGCUUUUUUUUCGCAGCCUUGAUAGAAAUUCGUGGAAAGUUGCGUUGGUCCGCAUUGCUGCGCAAGGU